UGUAGAAUAAUAAUAUAUUGGUACCGUUAUCACCAAUUCCUCUUUCAAUUCAAUUGCAGCAAUCUCCGUCUCUCUCUCUCUCUCUCUCUCUCUCUCAUGGCUUACGUUGAGGGAGGUCUUGUUAAAUCAAAGCGAUCAAUAUGGCGGCUUAAAACAAUAACUGAUUUUUUCUGGGCCGUUGUUAACAUCAUAGGCGUGUUUUUUGCUACCAUGUUCUCGAUGGAAAAGUCAGAUGCCUACCGGAAAGGUUCUGCUAGUAAGAAAUGGGAUGGAGGUGCUCCCGGAGGUCCUGGUGGUGGCGGUGGGGGUGGACCAUAUGGUGGUGGUCCAAGGGGCCCUCCUCGUGGUGGUCUUGACAAUGUUCGUGGGCUAGAUAGUAUUAGGGGACGUGACCAUAGUUCGCUGCCUGCCUGCGGCUCCUGCUGUGGCUGAGAGUGUUAGAGAUGUCAUUUGUGUAUGUGCCUUAUUGGUUACGAUCUGUAUACGGUGUUGAACUGGUGUAUUAUGCAAAUAUCGUUACGACUUUCAAGCUAUGUGUGUGGGUAUAUGUUAAAAUAGCAAAAAAAUCGAACGUGAUUGAUAAUUUCCAAAUGAGCAAUUACGGAUAUAUGUGUUCUGAU
This is a messenger RNA of Gastrolobium bilobum, 620 nucleotides long. RefSeq lists its product as uncharacterized. The transcript has 4 exons. The coding region runs from base 97 to 432 and encodes 111 amino acids. Gene Ontology annotation, cellular component: endoplasmic reticulum membrane; Golgi apparatus. The record is from RefSeq and is a predicted model, not a curated record. Gene Ontology annotation, biological process: endoplasmic reticulum calcium ion homeostasis; calcium ion transport. Lineage: Eukaryota; Viridiplantae; Streptophyta; Magnoliopsida; Fabales; Fabaceae.